GGCCUGGUGGCUCAGGCCGAAACCGUGCCCAAACUCCAACAUUUCUGUUAUCGAUCUCAUCUGUGAUUAUCUAACCAACUCCCCGUCCAAGUCACACCCAGCACAGAUGUUCUCUCUCCAUACUAUAUAAAUAGGCGUAUACUUCAUCUUCACCAAACAGUUCAAAUUCCUUUAAUUUUGGACAGAUUGAGCCAUUUUAGCUUCUGGGUGUUCUUUGUUUUCAUUGAUAUAAACACAAUCAUGAACGCUCUCGCCGCCACAAAUCGCAAUUUCCGCCAUGCUGCUCGCAUUCUUGGGUUGGACGCUAAGCUCGAGAAGAGUCUUUUGAUCCCAUUCAGAGAAAUCAAGGUAGAGUGCACGCUUCCUAAGGAUGAUGGAACGCUGGUGUCGUACGUUGGAUUCAGAGUCCAACAUGAUAAUUCCCGAGGGCCAAUGAAAGGAGGGAUCAGAUACCAUCCUGAGGUCGACCCCGAUGAGGUAAAUGCUCUGGCUCAAUUAAUGACUUGGAAGACUGCUGUAGCAGACAUUCCAUAUGGUGGAGCUAAGGGUGGAAUUGGGUGCACACCAAGGGAGCUAAGUAAGAGUGAAUUGGAGCGCCUUACUCGUGUCUUCACUCAAAAGAUUCACGAUCUUAUUGGAGUUAAUACGGAUGUCCCAGCACCAGACAUGGGAACUAAUGCCCAGACUAUGGCAUGGAUUUUGGAUGAGUACUCGAAAUUCCACGGUUACUCUCCGGCUAUAGUGACUGGAAAGCCCAUAGAUCUUGGUGGCUCGCUGGGUCGGGAGGCUGCAACUGGUCGUGGCGUUGUUUUUGCCACAGAGGCUUUACUUGCGGAGUAUGGGAAGUCAAUUAAGGAUUUAACUUUUGCUAUUCAGGGCUUUGGAAAUGUCGGAUCUUGGGCUGCAACGCUUAUUCAUGAGAGGGGUGGUAAGAUCGUUGCAGUGAGUGACGUCACUGGAGCAGUUAAGAACCCAAAUGGGAUUGAUGUUCCGGCUUUGCUUCAACAUAAAGAAACAACAGGGAGCUUGGUUAACUUCAAUGGUGGAGAUGCCAUGGAUCCCAAUGAAUUGCUGGUACAUGAAUGUGAUGUUCUCAUCCCAUGUGCUUUAGGUGGAGUUCUGAACAGAGAAAAUGCUGGAAACGUGAGGGCUAAGUUUAUCAUUGAAGCAGCAAAUCAUCCUACUGAUCCUGAAGCAGAUGAGAUUCUAUCUAAGAAAGGAGUCAUAAUACUCCCUGAUAUCUAUGCCAAUGCUGGAGGCGUGACUGUCAGCUAUUUUGAGUGGGUUCAGAACAUUCAAGGUUUUAUGUGGGACGAAGAGAAGGUGAACAAGGAGCUUCGGAGGUAUAUGACAACAGCAUUCCAUAACAUCAAGAACAUGUGCCAGACUCACAAUUGUAACCUCCGAAUGGGUGCCUUCACGCUGGGGGUGAAUCGGGUGGCACGUGCCACAGUGUUAAGGGGUUGGGAAGCAUGAUUUUCUUUCCUCUCUUUCUUCAGAUAAAUUGCCUGUUGCAGCUAUUGAAGGCAAAGCUUGGUACCCAUUCUGAUUCUAGUCUAGGUUUUCUUCUGUCCUUGUUGAUUUACUGAAAUUUCACAAACAUUGAUCAUUGUACUAUUUGGGGUAACCAUUUAAAUGAGCUUGAUCAUUGUACUAUUUGGGGUGUCCAUUUUAAUGAUAAUAACUGUGGCAUUCCAUCAA
This is a messenger RNA of Cornus florida, 1701 nucleotides long. RefSeq names its product glutamate dehydrogenase A. Bases 241 to 1476 code for a protein of 411 amino acids. Lineage: Eukaryota; Viridiplantae; Streptophyta; Magnoliopsida; Cornales; Cornaceae. Gene Ontology annotation, cellular component: mitochondrion. Gene Ontology annotation, biological process: L-glutamate catabolic process. Gene Ontology annotation, molecular function: L-glutamate dehydrogenase (NAD+) activity. The transcript has 9 exons. The record is from RefSeq and is a predicted model, not a curated record.